AACCUUGGGCCGACGCUCUCAAGUCUCACUGAAAAGCCGGUCACAGCAACGGGAUCGCCGCCAGUCCGCAUUUUGAACGCGGGAUUUCGGUACUCUCUAGCUCUGGCGGUUUUGUAUAAAAGCUGCUUUCCUAGCCAUUCAUUCCUUGUUCUGAUACUUCUCCUAACAAGAAACUUCUACAAAAUGACCACCAGAUCUGGAAUCAGCGCAAGAUCGUAUCCUCUCAGCAAUGCUCUCAAGCCUAUGGUUGCCACUGCUGUCGAAUACAGCGCUACAAAGGGAGAUGCACAGUCCGUCAUUGACACUAUUGAUGACUUCGCCAGCCACUAUCAUCGAAUCAUGAUCAUUGGUGACGACAAGGGCGGAAAGAUCGAUAAAGUCCUGAAGGAGCACAAGCCCAAGAUUAUGUAUGAGCUUGGAUGUUUCGUCGGAUACAGUGCUGUGCGCUUUGGUGCUAUCAUUCGGGAAUGGGGUGGCAAGUUUUAUAGCUUUGAGGUGGAUGAGCAGUCCGUCGAGGUGUCUCGCAAGAUUGUCGAGCAUGCUGGAUUGUCGGAUACAGUAGAGAUCAUCCAUGGAGGAUUCGAUAGCGCCAUUAAACCAUUCCUCGAGAAUCACCCUGACCAUACUGGCAAGGUGGAUGCCGUCUUCAUCGACCACUGGAAGGACUUGUAUGUCCCUGAUAUGCAACUGAUAGAGUCUCUCAACCUUCUGCACCCUGGAUCUGUCGUCCUUGCCGAUAACGUGAUUCGUCCCGGUGCACCAGAGUACAUCGAAUAUAUGGACUCUCAAUCCGAUAAAUAUACCAGCGAGAUGUUGGAAUACAAGCCGGCUGGAUCCAGCGAAGUCGUCGAUGCUGUUCUUGUUAACAUCCUCAAGCAAUAAAAUGUGAUCACCAGUGCACAAUGCAGUAUUGGCAGAACAUAAUAAAUAUAUCACGCCAUUUUUUAAUUUCAUCAUGGGGGGACGAUGUUAUUGAGCGAUAGGGGGAACAUGUUUAUUUCUAUCUCUGACAAAGAACGCCUUUGAUAUCAGAUGCAAAAAAUGAUUUCUAUGUAGCAAGUGAUGAAUGGGUGUCGAAGUGUGCAAAAUAUGUGGGGG
This is a messenger RNA of Umbelopsis ramanniana AG, 1098 nucleotides long. RefSeq lists its product as uncharacterized. Lineage: Eukaryota; Fungi; Mucoromycota; Umbelopsidomycetes; Umbelopsidales; Umbelopsidaceae. The record is from RefSeq and is a predicted model, not a curated record. Gene Ontology annotation, molecular function: O-methyltransferase activity. The transcript is spliced from 3 exons. The coding region runs from base 184 to 882 and encodes 232 amino acids.